UGGUCAGACGGGUCUGCUGACGGAGGAGGACUGUCGGAGGCAUCGUGUGCUCCGCUCCUAUCUCUAUACCGGAGGGACCGGGAGGGCUUUUGCAUCUCCCGCCUCCGGUCUGCAUGGCGUGGCGUUUCCCCGGUUGCAGCGAGUCCCGCUUUUCUUCUUCCCAGCCCGGCGCGGCGCAUUGAGCCUAAGGGUGGCCUAGAAGGUGGUUUCCUCCUCUGCAAAAAAGGGACCGAGAGGUUCUUGCCCUUCCCGGCUCUCUCCGAUCCACUCCCCCCCCCCUUUUUUUUGCACAAGGUUUCGUAAUGUGGGAAUGUAAAUAAUAUGAGUUUAUCAUACAACUGUGUUUGUUGUGCAUGGAGCAAGAAACCUGCAGCAUGUCGAAAAGCGACAAGCAGCCAUCCGUGGCCUUCGGUCAGGUAGUGAUUGGGCCUCCCGGCUCCGGGAAAACCACCUAUUGUCAUGGCAUGCAGGAAUUCCUCUCUGCAAUUGGGCGCAAGGUAGCUGUGGUGAACCUGGACCCAGCGAAUGAAGGGAUUCCGUUCCAGUGUGCUGUAGAUAUCUCUGAACUGAUCACCUUGGCUGAUGUGAUGGAGAAUUUGAAACUUGGCCCCAACGGUGGCUUAAUCUACUGCAUGGAGUACCUAGAGGCGAAUUUUGACUGGCUGCAGGAGAAACUGGACCAACUGAAAGGACAUUACUUCUUGUUUGAUUGCCCCGGACAAGUGGAGCUCUGCACCCAUCAUAAUUCAUUGAGAAACAUCUUUGCUCAACUUGCUAAGUGGAAUUUCAGGUUGGCUGCUGUUCAUCUGGUAGAUUCUCAUUACUGCACCGAUCCUGGCAAAUUCAUCUCUGUUCUCUGCACUUCCCUUGCCACAAUGCUGCACGUGGAGUUGCCCCACAUCAACAUCCUCUCCAAAAUGGACCUUAUUGAGCAGUAUGGGAAGUUAGCAUUUAAUCUAGAUUAUUACACAGAGGUUCUUGAUCUGUCCUACUUAGUGGACCACUUGGCCUCAGAUCCAUUCUUCAGGAACUACCAACGCCUGAACAAGAAGCUGGUGGGAGUGAUUGAAGACUACAGUUUGGUCUCUUUUGUUCCUCUCAAUGUCCAGGACAAGGAGAGCAUGCGGUGUGUGAUGCAGGCAGUGGACAAAGCCAAUGGUUACUGUUUUGGGGACUCUGAGCACAGAAACCUCAACGUCUUGAUGUCGGCAGCAAUGGGAGCUGAUUUUCAAUUUACAUCCACCCUGGCAGUCCAGGAGAAGUAUGUGCAGCCAGAGGAGAAAACGGUGGAGCAGGAAACUUUAGACGUGGAACAUGCCAGUUAACAGCAGCCACUGAAGGAGGGUCCAAAGUGGUCUCUCAGGAAGAGCAUCAGGGAGCGGUGCUCCCUCUGAGGGAUUCCCCAGGCUCGGUGCAGGAAUGAACAGGCCACCAUCACUGAGUUCCUUCGAAUUCUGGUGUAAUGAGGAGCCAGAUGUUUCUGAUAAGAAACUUGUACGGUUGAUGACCAAAGAGCAGCUGGCAAGGUGAUACGAUUUGGCACCUGGUAGUUGUCAGAGAUGACCGUUCAGUGCUAGCAAAAUUGUUGCCUUAGAACAGGGGUCCCCAGAAGACUUGGCAACUUUAAGAAGCAUAGCUGGCUGAGGAAUUCUGGGAGUUGAAGUCCACAAGUCUUAAAGUUGCCAAGUUU
Messenger RNA from Notechis scutatus (mainland tiger snake), 1690 nucleotides. RefSeq names its product GPN-loop GTPase 2 (gene GPN2). NCBI's taxonomy places the organism in Eukaryota, Metazoa, Chordata, Lepidosauria, Squamata, Elapidae. Gene Ontology annotation, molecular function: GTPase activity. Gene Ontology annotation, cellular component: cytoplasm. The record is from RefSeq and is a predicted model, not a curated record.